AUGGAAUCUGGAGCAACGAUUUCCGAGAAGAGAAAAUGUUUGGUGAAACAAGGAAACACACGCGAAUUAACUCGAUUCGAUUUCAAUUUGCCAGCAAGCAUUCUACCAGAUACAAAUGAUUCUCAUAAUCGUCCAGAAGAGGCUGAAGCCGGGGAAUUCCAUGUGUUGAAUCGAUCUCAUCCAAUUUUUAUUCAGUUCAUAGCCGGCACAAUGAUGAUACUGGAAAACAAUCGAGAAGUGACAAAAAGGAUAGUUGUUAAAAGAAUAAAACUCGAAAAUCUUGGCUUCUUCGGCACAAACAUCACUAAAUUUAAAGAAGAACUCCUUCGAUUGAAGUUUUUGAAGAACUCAUCCCACAUUGUUCAAGAAUAUCGUUCUUUCUACGAGACAAAAGAUGGGAAACCAGUCGUUUUCUACUCAAUCACUGAAAGAAUGGAUCAUUCACUCGAUGUGUAUUUUAAUUUCCUGAAGAAGCUCGAUGGAACAGAGAAAGAAAAACAACGGGAUCAUCGUCAUAUCAGUGCUUUUCUCACCCAAACACUUCGAGCUCUCGAUUUCCUCCAUUCACAAGGGAUCGUUCAUGCUAAUUUAAAACCAUCAAAGAUUGGAAUGAACAAACAAAGCUUUCAAUUGAAACUGCUCGAUUUUGGGAAGCGAAGACGAGGAAAUCUUGAUGAGGAAGUUCAGUGUUUGGGAAUUCCUUUUUACGAGGCUCCAGAAGUUAUCUUUAAAGGAAAUCAUUCAACUAAAAUGGACAUUUGGUCCAUCGGCGUUUGUGCAGUGGAAUUUCUCGGUUGUUCCCUAUUUUCUCCAAAGGGAGAUUCAAAAGAAGUCGAGACAAAAAUCCGUCGAUUUGGCGGUCGAAAUUCAGUUUUGAAGAGACAAUUAGAAGUGUUAACUGGAUCGGAAUCAAGUGAUACAUUCCUUCCAUCAGAUUUGCAAAUACUCGAGAGAGCGACGAUCAAUCCAGAGAAACUUCAUGGAGAAAUCCCAUAUUCAAGACUUGGACCAAAAAGAGAUCCAUUAAAUGUUCCAAAUCUGCAAUCACUAUUGGAGAAAGUCUUCGAAAUCGAUCCAAAUCGCCGCCCAAGCGCCACUGAAUUGUUGAAAAUGCCGUACCUUGAGAUUAUGAAUAGAAAGUACGAAAUGAUGGAAGAUCGUUUUGUGUCAUUUGAGGAGAAUCGAAAGAUUCAGGAAAGAGAAAAAUCAGAAUUGAACUCACUGAUUGAAAAGGAUCGUUUCUAUCGUCCACCGAAACUCAGUGAAAACAAAGAUGUUUACCAUGUGAUCGCCAGUGGAAAUUUUGCCGAUAUUAUAGAUAUCGGCCGUAAAGACGAAACAUCAGAGCCGGUGAAAAGAGAUCUCCGCGAUAUUGGAGCACUUCUCACUCAAUUACUUCGAGCUCUUGAUUACAUUCAUCAACGUGGAAUCAUACACGGGGAUGUGACUCCCCGAAACAUUGGAAUGAAUCAAAAGGAGUUCGAGAUCAAACUUCUCGAUUUUGGACUUGCCAGAGAAACAAAUCCAAAACUUGAUCACUCGACAAAUGUCGAUACACCAUACAUUUAUCAACCGUUGGAGGUUCUGAUGAAAUCAAAAUACAAUAUGGCUAUCGAUAUUUGGGCCGUGGCUUUGGUGGCGAUUGAAAUGUUGGGAAUGAAAUUGUUUAUGCCAACAGAAAAUGAUCAAGAAAUUGAAAGAAAGAUAAGAGAACGGGGAGCGGAGAAUGUGGUGAAAGAUCGAAUUUUCGAAGUUCUUGGCGUUCCGAAUGAUCAAUAUAGAUCUAUUUUUGGGGGAUCUGUUGACGAGGAACCGUCGCCCAAUCGUCUAAACCACUUUUUGCCCAGUCAUCGAAUUGGAGAAGAUGUGGAACCACUUAAAGUGGUGGAUUUCUUGGAUUUAAUCUCCCGAAUGCUUGAUCCAAACCCGGUCACUCGUGCAAAAGCGAAUGAUUGUCUCGAGCAUCGAUUUCUUUCCGCUUUGCCGAUAAAUAAACCAUAUGUGGAAGAAGAAAACAAAAAAGAUCGAGAAGCAUUAUUGAAUGGAAUGAGAAUAUUCGGGAAACCAAGCUCGAGCAAUCGGCUUAAUUCAACCUUUCUUGAUCCACUUUCGCUUUUCAAUGAC
Molecule: messenger RNA, 2124 nt
Organism: Mesorhabditis belari
Lineage: Eukaryota; Metazoa; Nematoda; Chromadorea; Rhabditida; Rhabditidae
Source: the annotation of a GenBank genome assembly